Molecule: messenger RNA, 2025 nt
Organism: Dicentrarchus labrax (European seabass)
Lineage: Eukaryota; Metazoa; Chordata; Actinopteri; Moronidae
Gene: tpte
Product: transmembrane phosphatase with tensin homology
Exons: 19
Coding region: 195-1730 (511 amino acids)
Biological process (GO): transmembrane transport; protein dephosphorylation; monoatomic ion transport
Cellular component (GO): membrane; cytosol
Molecular function (GO): phosphatidylinositol-3,4,5-trisphosphate 3-phosphatase activity; protein tyrosine phosphatase activity; monoatomic ion channel activity
Source: RefSeq, a predicted model, not a curated record
AAAAAAAAAAAAAAAAAAAAGAAACCAAUGAGGGAUAGUGGAUGGACAGAAAAAAAUGUUACCCGGUUAACCUUUGAACCGUCUUCCUUUGUGUUAACAAGAAGUCACAAGACAAACUCCCGUUUAAUUUCACGAAUGACAGUCCUAACGAGACUACAAGUUCAGAACAAAGCGAGGAGGAAGACACACACGCCAUGUCCUCUGUCUACUUCAACCCAGGGUCAGAUUCAGGUGUAAAUGGAAACAUUGCAAAGAUGGAAGAUGCCAAAGUGGAGAUUGACGAUGGAAAGGAGGAGAGUGUCGUACCAGACACGAUGUAUCACAAUAUCCGGAAGAAGAUAACACCUUUUGUUACGUCCUUUGGAUUUCGUAUUUUCGGAGUGAUCCUGAUCCUAGUGGACUUUGUGCUGGUGAUUGUGGACCUCUCCCUGUCGGAGAAGAGCAGAGAGGUCGGAAACGCUUUAGAGGCUGUGUCCCUCACCAUCUCCUUCUUCUUCCUCCUUGAUGUUCUCUUGCGGGUCUAUGUGGAGGGGUUCAAAGUGUACUUCAGCUCCAAACUGAACAUCAUAGACGCCUGUGUUGUGGUAAUCACGCUGGUGGUCACCAUGAUCUACACCUUCAGUGACCUGUCAGGAGCCAGCCUCAUCCCCAGGGUGGUGACGUUCUUUCGUUUCCUGAGAAUAAUAAUCCUGGUGAGGGUUUUCAGAUUGGCAUCUCAAAGGAAAGAGCUGGAGAAGGUCACCAGGAGGAUGGUUUCUGAGAACAAGCGGCGUUAUCAAAAAGAUGGAUUUGACCUCGACCUUACCUAUGUCACAGACCGUGUCAUCGCCAUGUCUUUCCCCUCCUCUGGGAAGCAGUCAUUCUACAGGAAUCCCAUCAAGGAAGUGGCGAGGUUCCUGGACACUAAACACGAAGGCCACUAUAAAGUUUACAACUUGUGCAGUGAGAAAGGCUACGACCCGCAGUUCUUCCACUACAGGGUUGAACGGGUGUUCAUUGAUGACCACAACGUCCCCUCCCUGGAGGACAUGCUGAAAUACACAGCGAGCGUGAGGGAGUGGAUGUCUGCUGAUUCCAAAAACAUCAUUGCAAUUCACUGUAAAGGAGGGAAAGGCCGCACAGGUACUAUGGUGUGCACCUGGUUUAUUGACAGUGAUCAGUUUGAGAGUGCACAGGACAGUUUGGAGUAUUUCGGUGAGAGGAGGACUGACAAGAGUCGAAGCUCCAAGUUCCAGGGAGUGGAGACUCCUUCUCAGAGCCGGUACGUGGGGUACUACGAGAUCAUGAAGACCAAGUUCGACAGACAGCUGCCUCCUCCUAAAAGCCUCGGGAUCAAGAGCAUCCGCAUCCACUCCAUAGCAGGUGUGGGUAAAGGUGAUGGCAGCGAUCUCAAGGUGAAGAUAAUUGUGAAGAAAGAGCUGGUAUUUCAAUGCGUUUGUGCCAAACAGGAGAACUGCACAGUAUUCCCCGAUGUGGGCAGCAACGCAGCUGUCAUCAGUCUACAGAAUGGGCCUGUGGUUGAGGGGGAUGUGAAGGUCAUGUUUGAAUCGAGCGCUGGUCUUCCAAAAGGAUACGAAGAUGUUCCCUUCUACUUCUGGUUCAAUACCUCCUUUAUAGAGGAUAACAAGCUGUUUCUACCCAGGGAAGAGCUGGACAACCCACACAAACCGAAGACCUGGGACCUGUACAAGGAGGACUUUGGUGUCACUAUGUUCUUCUCAGAACCAUAAUAAACAGGAUACAACGGGUUGUUACAGUUGUACUUUUAAUGAUGGAUGGUAGAUUGAACACUAACUCAAGAAAAAUGAGGCAUAAAAUGUUGUAUGCAGUGGGCUCCUCCACUCAGUCAAAUCAUGUAGACUGCAGUGUUGCUCUGACGAGUCUUGGCACUUAAACUGAAAUUUAUGAGGGAUAUGUGAAGAAAUACCAUGAACUAACUUGUCUUCCAGGGAAUCAGUUGAUAUAUGUAUGUAUGCACCGUGACUCUUUUGAGUGUCCUAAAAUAAAGUGUAGAAAUCUGGAAAA